This is a messenger RNA of Monosiga brevicollis MX1, 1624 nucleotides long. RefSeq lists its product as uncharacterized. Lineage: Eukaryota; Choanoflagellata; Craspedida; Salpingoecidae. The record is from RefSeq and is a predicted model, not a curated record. The coding region runs from base 153 to 1586 and encodes 477 amino acids. The transcript is spliced from 13 exons. Gene Ontology annotation, molecular function: protein binding.
GACCAAGAGAGCAACAAGCUCUUACAAAAGCAAACGCUGUUGGACCGCGCCAACUUCUCGGUGACGGUGGCGGUGACGGUGGCGCAGUGGCAGUGGCAAUAGGUUGAAUCGGCGGGCAGCAGCGAGGCAGCUUCAAGGCCGAACCGUCCAGGAUGAAGCUGGUCGUGUACAACCUCGAGGCCGAGCCCGUGGAGUUGCAGGUCGAUGGGCAGGACACCUGUCAGCAGCUACUAGUGAGGCUUUCAAAGCUUGGCCUGGCUCAAGAUGACUGCCAACUCGUACCUCUCUCGGCUCCAAGUCGAGGCGUCAUUCCCUUGGACAGCGUUGCUGUCCAACACCAAACCCUCUCGCAGGCGGGCCUCCAAGACCAAGACCACUUGUCCAUCACUCCAAGUUUGAACUGGUCCCCCAAACCUGUGCCCGAGCCAAAGCCAAUCACGAGCAUGCAAAUGCGACGCUUCACCAUGUCGCUGACGGCCACGAAUCGUGGCAACCGAACGGGUCGCACCCUAAAGGCCCACAAACCCCGAUUUGGGGGGCAGGAACUCGACUUUCACGGCCAACUCAUGGCUGUCGUUUCGACCAUGCACAGUCUCGCCUGCCAGCUUCAGCAAGAGCUGGGUGUCUACACACCUGAAGAAGAUGCAACACCGGAAGAUGCCACUGACGAAGACGCCACUCCGUUUGACCCGCGCUCUACUGUCAACGAGGUGUGGUCUUGUGUUGGCUGCUAUCGCUCGCAUGUUUGCAUGAACGUGGAAGCGGCUCUGGUGUGGCUUCUGGAUACCGAAGCAGAUCCGUCAUUGGACCGCCCCAUCACCCCGCCUCCCAAGCCUGUCGUUCUGCGCUCUGGCCAGCGCUUUCAACCCGAUGCCGCCGCCUAUCAAAACCUCAUGGAGAUGGGCUUUUCCCAUGAUAAUGUCGUGGCCGCUUUACAACUCACGCGAAACAAUCGUCCCCAAGCGAUUCACCUCCUCCUCUCGGGAGCAGACCUGGAAGCCCAGGCAGAAGCACUGCAAAAUGUCAAAGCAGAACCAGACAACCCCAUCAUUCUCAAGAUCUUGGAUGAUCCUUUGGUGUUGGACUCUUUGCGUUUGCCGCGUCUACGAGAGGCCUUUGAGCAAAUUCUUCAGGAUGUGCAGACAGCGCCUGCUUUGCUCAACGACGGCCUUGUUGGCAGCGCUUUGAUCCGCAUUGUCAAACUGGUACAGUCAUAUGAGGAGGAGGAGGAGGAGGAGGAGGAAAUUCCCUCAGCAGCGGCUAGUACAGAGGAGCCCAUGCAAGUUGCCGAGGCUGACCAUCAUCAAACUGCAGGGGAAUUCACUUCUUCACCUCCUAUGCGGGAGCCGUCUCGCCGCUUUUUGCUGCGAUCCCCGACGGGUGAAGAGCCAGCCCACUUUUUUCCUUCUUCUGAUGAGGAGAGCGAUGACGCUGAGCGUUUUUGGGACAGUCUUGUUGACAGACAUGCCGAAGAGAGCUCUCCAUGGCAGCUUGCAUCCCCGGUUGACGAGGCCUUGGAUACGGAUGCAGAUGAGGAUGAUCAGAAUGCAGACCAUGAUGAGGGCAGAGACGUGGACAUGAGCUGAACUCUAUGCCUCCACCCGCAAAUCGACCUGUGCUUUCC